AACAGCACUCCCAGGAUGCAGUUUGUGUCAACACGGCCGCAGCCUCAGCAGCUGGGCAUCCAGGGCCUGGGGCUGGACAGCGGGAGCUGGAGCUGGGCCCAGGCUCUGCCCCCGGAGGAGGUCUGCCACCAGGAGCCGGCGCUGCGCGGGGAAAUGGCCGAGGGAAUGCCGCCCAUGCAGGCUCAGGAAUGGGACAUGGACGCCCGGCGACCGAUGCCUUUUCAGUUCCCGCCCUUCCCGGACAGGGCGCCUGUCUUCCCUGACCGCAUGAUGCGGGAGCCUCAGUUGCCCACAGCGGAGAUCUCGCUCUGGACCGUGGUGGCUGCCAUCCAGGCUGUGGAGCGGAAGGUGGAUGCCCAGGCCAGCCAACUGCUGAACCUGGAGGGGCGCACGGGGACAGCUGAGAAGAAGCUGGCCGACUGCGAGAAGACGGCCGUGGAGUUCGGGAACCACAUGGAGAGCAAGUGGGCCGUGCUGGGGACCCUGCUGCAGGAGUACGGGCUGCUGCAGCGGCGGCUGGAGAACUUGGAGAACCUGCUGCGCAACAGGAACUUCUGGGUCCUGCGGCUGCCCCCGGGCAGCAAGGGGGAGGCCCCCAAGGUUCCGGUGACUUUUGUCGACAUUGCUGUUUACUUCUCUGAGGACGAGUGGAAGAACUUGGACGAGUGGCAGAAGGAGCUUUACAACAACCUUGUUAAGGAGAACUACAAAACCCUGAUGUCACUCGAUGCGGAGGGCCCAGUGCCCAAGCCAGAUGCCCCGGCCCAGGCUGAGCCCAGAGAAGAGCCUUGUGUGUGGGAGCAACGUCACCCCGAGGAGAGAGAAAUCCCCAUGGAUCCGGACACAGGAGCAGAGCCUCUGGCGCCUGCACAGGACGCAUCCUCCCAGGUGAAGCGAGAGGAAGCCCUGUGUGUCCGGGGCCAGCGCGGCCUGGAGGAAAGAGCCAUCCCCACGGAAUCCAUCACCGACUCCCCAAUUUCUGCCCAGGACCUCUUGUCCCGGAUUAAACAGGAGGAGCACCAGUGUGUGUGGGACCAGCAGGAUCUGGCAGACAGAGAUAUUCCGACGGACCCCAACUCAGAGUCUCUCAUCUCAGCACAUGACAUUCUGUCAUGGAUCAAGCAGGAGGAGCAGCCAUACCCGUGGGGCCCACGUGACUCAGUGGAAGGAGAGCUCGGAUUAGACUCUGGCCCCAGUGACAGCCUGCUGAUGGUGAAGAACCCGCCCCCGGCCCCGCCGCAGCCCCAGCCCCAGCCGCAGCCCCAGCCGCAGCCCCAGUCGCAGUCGCAGCCGCAGCCGCAGCCGCAGAGCCUACCCCCGCUCGCAGUGGCCGAGAACCCGGGCGGGCCCCCGAGCCGCGGGCUGCUGGACGAAGGCUUCCCGGCGCUGCCCGGGGAGCGUGGUGCCGGCGAGGCGCCGCCGGGCGGGGAGGGCGGCGCGGGCGGCGGCGGCGCGGGCGGCACCUGCGGCAGCUGCUGUCCCGGCGGCCUGCGGCGGAGCCUGCUCCUGCACGGCGCGCGCAGCAAGCCCUACUCGUGCCCCGAGUGCGGCAAGAGCUUCGGCGUGCGCAAGAGCCUCAUCAUCCACCACCGCAGCCACACCAAGGAGCGGCCCUACGAGUGCGCCGAGUGCGAGAAGAGCUUCAACUGCCACUCGGGCCUCAUCCGCCACCAGAUGACGCACCGCGGCGAGCGGCCCUACAAGUGCUCGGAGUGCGAGAAGACCUACAGCCGCAAGGAGCACCUGCAGAACCACCAGCGGCUGCACACGGGCGAGCGGCCCUUCCAGUGCGCGCUGUGCGGCAAGAGCUUCAUCCGCAAGCAGAACCUGCUCAAGCACCAGCGCAUCCACACGGGCGAGCGGCCCUACACGUGCGGCGAGUGCGGCAAGAGCUUCCGCUACAAGGAGUCGCUCAAGGACCACCUGCGCGUGCACAGCAGCGGCCCCGGCCUCGGCGCCCCGCGGCCGCUGCAGCCGCCGCCCGAGCGAGACUAGGGCUGGGCUGGGGAGGGGCGGCCGGGGUCUUGGGCCGGGCCCUCCCGCCCGGGCGUUCUCGGCGCGCCUUCCCGCCCUCCACCGGCCACCUGCUGGAAAUCGGGAACAGGAAUUGCACUCCAGAUGGGGUCCCCGAGGGCUGGGCAGGGGCACCCCAGAUCCGUCUGGUCGGAAUGGACAGCCCAGCUCAUCUCAUUGGGUGGACCGAGCAGCUGGGGAGGUGCCAGAGGGACAGCAAGGAGGUACUAUCCUCAGGCCACCUGGGCCACAGAUUGUGAUCGGGGGAAGCAACCAGGGAGUCUGGAAACCCUUCUUAGGUAAGGAAAUAAGGUCCUGAGGUUAGGCGACGCCCUGAAAAAGGAAGCGAAAGCCUGACAGUGAGCUGAGGGAUGCGCUAAGGGUAACAUCUUUAUGAUGACAACACUGCCUCGCGUUUGAAUAGCGCUUUAUACUUUUUUAAAAGUGUUUUCUAUCCGUUAUCUAUUUUCACCCUUAGCCUAUCCCUCUGAGACAGGUGGGGUAGGAUUUUCUUGGUGACUGAGGAAACUGAGACACAGGUGAGGUGGUUUACCCAAGUUCACGCAUGAAAAGGGGUACAGCCGCCCAGGCGCCUGCCCCAGCGCAGUGUCCCCACCACACAAGCUGCCUACCUCGGUGGUCGGAGGGACCGCUCUGGCCUGGCCUUCCUGGGCUGUCUCCUCUCCCUUUCCUCCCCUUGACCCACCAACACAAAACAAAAAACUCCAGAAGCAAGAGGGGGCAACUCAUGGGGUUACUGGGAAUGGGGGACAGACUGGCUACAAAACAUCCCAGGUUAUGCUUCUGGAAGGCUCUUUCUAGGUGAGAGCUUCUGGGUGGCAGCCCCCAAACCCCCAGCCUCGGCUUCCCACCUCCAGUCCCUCAAUCUGGUGCAGCAGGUCUUUGCACUGCACAGUAGUGCCCUGGCCCUCCAGAGGCAGCUGGUGCCCUGGGUCAGACCUCACCUUGGUGAUUUUUUCCAGUUUCCCCAGGGCAGAGGGGUGAGGGAGAGGCUUUUGCUGCAAGAGCAGCUACCAGGAAAGUGAAUCUCUUCCCUGGAGUGCUGGGCAAGUGGGUGCUAGAGUGUGAGCCUCAGUCUCUCUGCCCUGGGCCUCCCAAUUGGUGCUAUCUGUUAACUGACCAUGCUCCUGGACAUGGACACAGACCCUACUGUGGUCCGGACCCUGCAGGCGCCUUGGGAAGCGCCCAAAGGACUCCCUUUCAUGUUGGUGCAUCUGCUUCGUGGCUCCAGGCACCACGUCCCGAGGAGCCACAGUCUCCAUUUCAGCGUCUUGCAUGGCCAAGCACCGGGGUGGGGUGGCAUGCCCUAGGACCCUGUUCUGUUUGUGUCAAAAAUGACUUUCUUGCUCUUCCCGCUUCUCUCCCAGCCAGGGCACAGUGGGCAGCCGGCACUUGGCACCACUUUUGUGAGCUCUCCGCUUCCGCCCUUGCCCUCAUCGCGCUGCUCUGCUUUCCUCAGAACCAUUUUUGCCGUGCAAAGGGAAUUCUUGAAAUUAAAUAAAAGGUAUCCAGAUUGCAGACUGCAUGUUCACAAAGCCAGGGGGUUCUCCAGCUUGGCUUCCUACAGUAAAGCCUCAAUGAACUGGAAUCCAA
Molecule: messenger RNA, 3627 nt
Organism: Propithecus coquereli (Coquerel's sifaka)
Lineage: Eukaryota; Metazoa; Chordata; Mammalia; Primates; Indriidae
Gene: ZNF282
Product: zinc finger protein 282
Exons: 8
Coding region: 16-1995 (659 amino acids)
Biological process (GO): regulation of DNA-templated transcription
Source: RefSeq, a predicted model, not a curated record